UUAGGAGUAUAAACCCACACCAAAACUCUAGCAGCAGCUACCCCUGUCGUCGUUCUUCACCGGAAGAGAUGUCUCCUCUGCGCGUGGCAGUUUCAAAUUUGCUUAAAAAACUUCGCUUUCCUUCUUCCAUAGCCAUUUCCUCCGCUAUAGUUACCGAAAAUUCAUCGCCCAUCUCAUUUUCCGGUAAAAGAUUUUGUCAGUGGUAUCAAACUGGACAAUAUGGUUGGAGACAAAAUCUUAGGGAUCCUUGUUUAUGGAUUCUUAUAUCUGGACAUGUAGUUUUGACUAUGGGGAUUAGUGCCAACACUGCGUUUGCAGAGGACGUAACGACCGAAACGUCUUCCGGUAAUAGUGCUAAUGAUGACUUAAAUGGAUUAAGAAAAAUUGAGGAUGGUUCUGUAGCAUCAAAUAUACAUACAGCGAAAUGGAGAGUCUUUACUGAUAAAGCAAGAGAGCUUUUCUUUGAGGGAAAAUUAGAUGAUGCUGAAAGACUCUUCGUUGCUGCCAUAAAAGAAGCUAAAGAAGGUUUUGGCGAGCAAGAUCCGCAUGUUGCGUCUUCAUGCAACAAUCUGGCAGAGUUGUACAGGGUCAAGAAGGCAUUUGACAAAGCAGAACCGUUGUAUUUGGAAGCUAUCAAAAUCUUAGAGGAAUCUUUUGGUCCCGAUGAUGUAAGGGUUGCGGUUGCUGUUCACAACCUAGGGCAGUUCUACAUUGGACAGCGGAUGUUGGAAAAAGCUCUAGUUAGCUAUGAGCGCGCUUUGAAGAUAAAAAGGCGUGUUCUGGGAUAUAAUCAUUCAGAAUGUUCAGAUACAAUGUAUCAAAUCGGCAUGGUUCUGUAUCUACAAGGAAAAGAAAAGGAUGCUGAGAUCAUUAUUAAGGACUCCAUAAGCAUGUUAGAGAAAAGUGGCGAAGGGGAGUCAAUUGUAUGCAUUAGAAGACUCCGUUCCCUCUCCCAGAUAUAUUUGAAAUCGCAUCGUCUUGAUGACGCUGAGAUGGUCCAGAGAAAGAUCCUGAAUAUAAUGGAAUUCUCAAAGGGAUGGAAAUCGUUGGACACAGUUAUUGCAGCUGAAUCCUUGGCCCUGACCCUACAAGCAUCUUCCGAAACAAAACAAUCAAAAGAGCUUCUUGAAAGAUGUCUUGAGGUCCGGAGAGCCUUACUUCCUGGUGAUCAUAUUCAGAUUGGUGCAAACCUGCUUCAUCUUGCAAGAGUGGCAAUGCUUGAUUUCAGUCAAAACAAAAAAUUGGAUGUUUCUAGAGCUAAAGCUGAGCUUGGUAUAGCAAAGGAUUAUUUGCAUAAUUCCAUAAGGAUUGUGCGUCAAUGUUUAGAUACGAUAUUAAAACAAAAAGACAAGUCGAAGAAAACUAGUGUUCGUGGACAUACUAGUAAGGAAGCCCAAGCAGCACUUGUCAUAUUGUUGCAAUCACUCAGUACUCUAUCAUCGUUGGAGUUGGCUAAGGAAGAAUUGCAGGAGAUUCAGAAAGGGGAUAUUAACGUCAAGGCUAAAGAGGCACUCCUUCAAUGCAUUGCUGCUUACAAUGAGUUUGUUGUACAUAAGAAGUCCAUUGCCGAUUACCCUGAAAUAAAGAACGAAUAUCUUUCAUGUUUUAAGCGUGCUCAAAGCUUGCUUGGCAAUAAACUUGAUGGAGAAGGUAUCCAAAAGCUGAAUCAAACAUCAUGAAGAGGUCUUUUUUCCUUUUCUAUUUUUUGUGAAGAUGAAGUUUUUAGUCAAAAAGAGAGAAAUAAAUAUACCACACGCGAUAGGGAGCAUAAUUGCCUCGGCUCUUGGCGACGGAAAGAAAUGUACAUUUGACCACACUUACAGCAGACAUGGGGUUCUAUCAUAAACAUUCUUUAUAAUCACACAAAGCAUCUCACUUUGAUUUGCAUGAUUAUUAAUCACAUUACCUUGAUAAUGAAUUGUUCUAUACUUCCAAUUUGUUGAAUAUAAAAAACGUAUGGUCAUCGAAUUUUCUUUUGAUAAUUUCAUUUGAUACUUCCAAUUUGUUGAAUAUAAAAAA
Medicago truncatula (barrel medic) is the source of this 2019-nucleotide messenger RNA. Its product is annotated as kinesin light chain 3. The transcript is spliced from 17 exons. Gene Ontology annotation, molecular function: protein binding. The record is from RefSeq and is a predicted model, not a curated record. Lineage: Eukaryota; Viridiplantae; Streptophyta; Magnoliopsida; Fabales; Fabaceae. The coding region runs from base 69 to 1679 and encodes 536 amino acids.